Molecule: messenger RNA, 2196 nt
Organism: Quercus lobata
Lineage: Eukaryota; Viridiplantae; Streptophyta; Magnoliopsida; Fagales; Fagaceae
Product: putative pentatricopeptide repeat-containing protein At1g12700, mitochondrial
Exons: 6
Coding region: 1-2196 (731 amino acids)
Molecular function (GO): protein binding
Source: RefSeq, a predicted model, not a curated record
AUGGCUCGGGCUUUAGUUUCUUUCUAUUAUAUUAUGGAUCAGCUUGGUUCAAUAAUUUCUACAGAGUUCACGUUGUUUGCAGAUGUUGAGGAGGAAAUCCAAAAGCUUGAAAGCAAAUUCCAUAGUAUUCAGACAGUGCUCAACAAUGAAGAGAAAAGGUUUGUGAAGGAGGAAGGAAGCUGUGAAGAGAAAAUGGGUACGUAUGUUGCUAAUAAAUCAAGAAACCCACUUGUUUUUGUUACUGUUAGAGUAAGGCAGUUUAUACCAUUUCACGCUCUUUAUUCUACUCUACCUCCUUCUACUACAAGUAGUAGUAAUGUUAGAGAGUACUUGGAAAUCCCAUAUCAGAAUCGUAAUCAGUUGUUGAAAUCUGUGAGAGAUCACUGCAAAUCUCGAACCUUUAGGAAUCUUGAUCAUGCCUUAGUCUUUUUUGAUAAAAUGCUUCAGUUAAGCCCUUUGCCUUCCAUUGUGGAUUUCACUCAAUUUUUUGGUGCCAUUGCAAGAAUGAAGCAUUACUCGGUAGUCAUUACUCUGAUUGGACAAAUGGGAUCAUUAGGAAUUGCUCCCAAUGAUUAUACUCUCUCUGUUUUGAUUAACUGCUUUUGCCAAUUGAACCGAGUAGAUUUUGGGUUCUCUGUCUUGGCAACAAUUUUGAAACUUGGUUAUCACCCAAACCGUAUAACUCUAAACACUCUUGUCAAGGGGCUCUGUCUUCAGGGUAACAUUGCUGGAGUUGUCAGGUUGGUAGAAGAUAUGGAGAAGAAUGGUUAUCAACCUAAUGCAUUUACCUGUGGAACGAUACUAAAUGGUCUAUGUAAGAUUGGUGAGACUGAUAAGGCUAUUAGGUUGCUUAGGAAGAUGGAAGAAGGGAAUUUUGAGCUUGAUUUGACUGCGUAUAGCACAAUAAUUGAUGGUUUAUGCAAGGACAAAUCGGUAUCUGAGGCAUUGAACUUUUUGUUUGAGAUGAUGAGGAAAGGCAUUCAUCCAAACCUUAUCGUUUACAAUUCCUUAAUUCAUGGCCUAUGUAAUUUUGGCCGGUGGAGGGAGGCUAUUACCUUGUUGAAUGAGACAGCGCAAAAGAUGAUCUUGCCAGGUGUCCAAACCUGCAACAUAUUGGUGGACGCACUUUGCAAAGAGGGGAAGCUGACCAAGGCAAAAGAAGUUUUUGACGUGAUGAUUCAAAGAGGCAUUCAGCCUAACACAGUCACUUAUAGCUCUUUGAUUGAUGGUUAUUGUUUGCAAAACAAAAUGGAUAAUGCUAUCAAAACAUUUAAUUUGAUGGUUGAGAAAGGUUGGUCGCCUAAUGUGUAUAGUUAUACCAUAUUGAUCAAUGGAUAUUGCAAAAAUAAAAGGAUUGAUGAGGCAAUGCAUCUCUUCCAUGAAAUGUCCAACAAGGGUUUGAUUCCUAAUGUUGUGACUUAUAGCACUCUUAUUGGUGGCUUUUAUCGAGUGCAGAGACCUCAAGCUGCACUAGAGCUAUUCCAUAAGAUGAAAGCUUGUGGCCAAGACCCAAAUCCCCAAACUUAUGCCAUCUUGUUAAAUGGCCUUUGUAAGAACAAACAAAUUGAUGAGGCAAUGGCAGUGUUUCAAGAGAUGGAAUCCAAAAGGAUGGACCAUAAUAUUGUGAUUUAUAACAUUUUAAUUGACGGGUUUUUCAAAGAUGGACUAAUAGAUGAAGCGGUUGAGUUGCUUCAGAAAAUGGAUGGGAAUGGUUGUUUGCCUAAUGAUCGAACAUAUAACACAAUCAUCCAAGGGUUAAUGCAACAUAAUGAGACAUUGAGGGCAAUGAAAUAUCUCCACAUAAUGGUUGAGAAGGGUUUCUCAGCAAAUGCAAACACUGCAACCAUGUUUAUCGACUUGUUGUCAACUAAGCAAAAGAGAUCACGUUUACCGUUGCAAGAAUUCAGUUCUCACCAAAGUGGAGAAGGCCAAGAAUUUGAGACAUUCAGCGAGAAGAAAUGGCCUACUAUUGCCAUUUACAAAGAUGAGGACCAAAUGCUGGUGGUAUUUUCCAACACUUCAUCUCCUUUAAAAUGGUAUGCUCAGCCAGUGGACUGGGACAAUGGGAAAUAUGUACAAGCAGCUGCUGCAAACCCCAUGGCCAGUAGAAAUGCAACAAAAGUGACCAUUGAUCAUUCUGUAGCUUCAGAUUUUCAUGAUGGUGAUUUUGACUUGGCUACAAAAAUGGGAAAGUGA